GAUUAGACAGACAGGAAGGCGCUGCAGCAUGAAACAGUGUCUCCAGCAGCAGUUCUGACUGGGGAAGAAGUUGUAUGUUUGUGGCUCGUUUCAUUUGCUCGCUAGUCCUCAAGUAGAGUCACUCCUCAGCGAUUCUUUCAAAUUCACACUUGAAAUUGUUCUACUCCUGCUGUCGUGAGAAUUAUGGCAUUAACAAACGAAAAAUAUUUUUCGAAAGCAUUUCACAUCCGUUGACACCUACAUACAACUUCAACAAGCCCAUGACUCAAAAAGGAGCAUCUGAGGGCCAAAAUUAUCAAGCUCUCUCAUGGAGAUGAAGGCACAUUACGAUUCUCUUCUGGAUCGAAGCAAACGCAUUGUGUGGCAGGACGACUGCUACGUGGAUCUCCAGUCUACGUCCUGCUCCAACUCUUCACAAGCAGAAACAGAGGAUCUUGGCUGGAUCCAAAAGCAUCGAGACCAGCUGAAACGCUUCAGUACGAGCUCCUUCCUGGAGGGGAUGUUCACCCACCUGAGAAAGGUGGAAGUGCUGACUUCAGCUGAGGAGACCAAGAUCAAGGAAGCAGGCCAGCUGCAAGACCAAGUUAACAUGCUCACAACCUUUGUCUCUGGCAAGGAUACUCAAGGCUCUGAUGCCCUCCGGGGCUUCAUAGAGAGCUCAGAUUCUCAUGUGGCCCAGCUCAUCAUAAACUACGAUUCCAUGGUGAAGGAGCACAAAGAGGUGCUGUUACAGCGAUAUGAGCAGUACAGAGACAGCUGCCCCAAGCUGAACAUCUCCUCAAGAACCUUACUUCUGGUCGAUGGACUUUCCGACCUCCAGCAAAAAGAACACGACUUAAUGCAGGUGGGGGUGACUCGAGGAAGGAAAAGAAAUCAUCUCAGACAGCUGGGGCUGGCCAAACUCUGGGAGCCCCUGACCCGGGUCAGUUUGCCUCCCAGGGUCUCACUCACGGUCGGGGUGGCUGGUAUCGGCAAGACAACCUGGGUCCGACACUUCAUCAGGCAGUGGAGCCAGGGGGCCAUCUGCACAGAUGUGAGCUUUGUCUUGCCUUUCACUUUUUGCGAGCUAAACUCAUUGGAGAAGCUUUCUGCGGAGAGGCUGGUGAAAAUUGCUUUUCCUCAUUUAACGGAUCCCAGUCUGGUCCUCAGCAGCUCCUGCCGCACACUGCUCAUACUUGAUGGUUUGGAUGAAUUCCGCUGCUCUUUAAAUUUCUCUGAUGCAGCUCCUUGCAGCGACCCAAAGAAAGAAGUGCCCAUUGAUGACCUUGUUACUAACAUCAUUCGGGGGAAUCUGCUCCCUGACAUAGCAGUGUGGCUGACGUCCAGGCCAGGAGUGGCCUCACUCAUCCCUGGAGGAUUGGUUGACAGGGUGACUGAGAUCCCAGGAUUCAGCCCGAAGGACAUCCAGCUCUUCCUAAGCCAUCAUUUCUCUGAGAAGGAUUUUGCCAGUAAAAUAUGGGCACACUUGGAGUCCAAUAAGAUCUUUAUGGUGAUGUGCUACAUACCAUGCAUUUGCUGGAUAGUAGCUGAUACUCUGAUGUACAUCAUGCAGAGUGGUACACAAGAGAGCCUUCCAAGGACUUGUACUGAGCUGUAUGCUCACUUUUGUUCCAUGAAGGCAGAAGUAGGUGAACCAAGAGGCAGGGAGCCUGUAAAAAUGGAGCAGCUCCAUGGGAGCAAUCGUAAACUGCUGGGAAAUCUUGGACGACUGGCAUUUUAUGGGCUCCUCAAACACAAGUACACCUUCAGUGAGCAGGACCUCAGGGCCUAUGGGAUAGAUCUACUGUUAACUCAGUGCAGUCUUGGUGCUGGAGUUCUUGUUCGGGAGGAGUCGCCCAUAUACACAACAUACCGGUUCACUCAUUUGACUCUGCAGGAGUUUAUUGCAGCUAUUUACUACCAUGUCUCCUCUAAGCGGGCCAUCUUUGACUUAUUCUCAGAAAGCACAAUGUCUUGGCCCAAGAUCGGUUUCCAGAACCACUUUAGAAGUGCCUUUCAGCAUUCACAACAGGCUGAAGAUGGUCACUUGGAUGUGUUUGUGCGCUUCCUGACAGGCCUGCUGUCCUCAGUGGCACUGAAACCUCUCGCUGGGCUUCUAGCCCUCGGUAAAGAAGAUGGCAACCAGAAGGCAUGGGCAGCAGGGUUUUUACAAGGCCUCUUGGUCAGCGGGGGAGCUGUUGUGUCCCUACGUGCAGUCAACCUGGCUUAUUGUUUACAGGAGCUGCAACACACAGAGCUGUUGCGGAGUGUAGAGGAAGAUUUACAGCUUGGUAGCCUGGCAGGGAAGUUAACACGGGCUCACUGUGUUGUGCUGGGCUACCUGCUGCAUGUGUCUCCAGAGUGCGGCGAACAGACCAACUUAACAGGCUCGCUGAACUACGCGACAGUGAAAUGUUUGCUCCCACAGCUGCUGUACUGCAGCCAUCUCAGGUUAGAGAACAAUCAUUUCAAAGAUGAUGUCAUGGAGUUGCUGGGAAGCCUCCUCAGUGCCAAAGACUGCCAUAUCCAGAAGAUAAGUUUGGCAGAGAAUGCCAUCAGCAACAAAGGUGCCAAAGCCCUGAGUCGAGCCCUCUUGGUGAACCGGACGCUAACGUCUCUCAAUCUCCGGAACAACAACAUCGGCUCUAAAGGUGCGAAGUUCCUGGCAGAGGCUCUGAAAAUGAACCAAGCCCUGGUAUCAGUCAACUUCCAGAACAAUGCCAUUGAGGAGGAAGGUGCUCAGGCCCUUGCAGAAGUACUGCAGUGCAACCGCAAACUGGUGUCUCUGAAUAUGCAGAAGAAUACGAUUGGAGCAGGAGGAGCCAAAAGGAUUGCAGAUGCACUGAAGACAAACCGGACUCUCACAAAGCUGAAUCUUUGUAGCAACCAGCUUGGGGACAAAGGAACAAUCGCUCUGGCAGAGGCUUUGACAGUCAACCACACUCUGCUCUCACUUCAACUUCAGAGUAAUUCAAUCAGCAACAGGGGGAUGACAGCCUUAACCAAAGCACUUCGGCUAAACUGUGGCCUUGUCUCCUUGAAUUUAAGGGAGAACUCAAUUGGGGUGGAGGGAGCAAAGAACAUGGCCCAAGCCCUCCAUGAAAACAACUCUCUACAAGACCUCGAUCUCACAGCCAAUCUCUUGCAUGAUGAAGGGGUUCAAGCUAUAGCUGCCGCAAUCAAGUUCAAUCAAGGCCUCACCUCUUUGCAUCUCCAGUGGAAUUUCAUCAAGUCCUCUGCCACUAAAGCUCUGGCCCAUGCUCUCCACUCCAAUGCCACAAUGCAGCUCUUGGAUCUACAGGAGAAUGCUAUUGGGAAUGAAGGCGUCAUUUUUCUUGCUGAAGCCCUGAAAAACAACGCAUCUCUAUGUACAUUAUGUCUUCAGGGAGUCUCAGCAGGCACAACCGGUGCCAUUGCAUUGGCAGAGGCUCUAAUGACCAACCAAACCCUGCAAACAUUAGAUUUACGUGGGAACACCGUAGGGAUGAAAGGAGCGAAGGCUCUGGCUAACGCAUUGAAAAGCAACAGAAGCCUCAAGUCGUUGAAUCUGCAGGAGAACUCUCUGGGUAUGGAUGGAGCCAUAUUCAUUGCAACGGCCUUGAAGGGAAACCACCAGUUGACAUAUAUCAAUUUGCAGGGAAAUGGCAUUGGAGAAUCUGGGGCAAAAGUCAUAUCUGAUGCUAUAAGAGCCAACGCUCCAGGCUGUGUCGUGGACAUCUGACCAAGAACAGCCUCUGCUGAGGGAGGUCACAUGCAGCAGAGAAAUAAUAUUAUGCAGUGUUAUCAAAAGAUGUAAACUAUGUAAUUUAAUUAAACGUUAGCUGUAUAUUAGUACUGGCUAUCACUCUGUAACUGUUAUACUAGUUUCACUGUGUUUUUGAAUACAUAUUCACAUAUUUAUAAUGACAUUAUUAUUGAAGUAUCAGUUGCUAUAAGAGACGACAUUUUCUGUUAAUGUGAAAUACACUCAGCAUCCAUAAGUAAAGAGUGGAACUGCGUCUAUCUUUAGUUGUCCUGAUUAAUGGUGCUAUCAGACCAAAGUGAAGCGAGCGUUGGGGGCAGUGGCUUUACAUACAAUGUCAAUGCAAAUGACGCUGAGUAGCGAUAGCCUAUCAGCGUUGAGAUUGUCCGGACGUCACCGAUGGCUUCAGAGCGUUGUUUGGAGAGGGCCAAGCUGAGCGAACGCAGGCUGACCAGGCUGAAGUGAAACGCUGCUGGCUGAUUGAGAGCUGCUGUGGGGAGAAGUUAAGGACAGAGCAGCGCUGCAGCUUUUGGACAAAUAAACUCCCGUAGUCGGACUGGAUUGUGCUCUGACAGCUACACCGUCUACCCACGGGAGGAGGUCGGAGUAAACUGCUUUCAUGAAAUUAGCUUUUUACUUUAGUUCUUGGGAUUACAACAUUGAUUUAUUUUCACUGGAGCUUCUCCGCAGCAAGCUUCCGUGCAUAUCCGGUUCCGAUGUUGUUGUUGGCUGGUUGGCACCCAGAGCUCUGUUGGACUGCUACUUCAUAUUUAUAAACCGGACGCAACUUGUCGUUGCUUAGAGAAAAUAAACGAGGAAGUUGAACUAC
Molecule: messenger RNA, 4550 nt
Organism: Micropterus dolomieu (smallmouth bass)
Lineage: Eukaryota; Metazoa; Chordata; Actinopteri; Centrarchiformes; Centrarchidae
Gene: nlrc3
Product: NLR family, CARD domain containing 3
Exons: 19
Coding region: 308-3700 (1130 amino acids)
Biological process (GO): negative regulation of canonical NF-kappaB signal transduction; regulation of apoptotic process
Cellular component (GO): cytosol
Molecular function (GO): protein binding
Source: RefSeq, a predicted model, not a curated record